Messenger RNA from Stegodyphus dumicola, 2574 nucleotides. It is a transcript of the gene Fkbp12, whose product is annotated as peptidyl-prolyl cis-trans isomerase Fkbp12. The record is from RefSeq and is a predicted model, not a curated record. Gene Ontology annotation, biological process: protein peptidyl-prolyl isomerization. NCBI's taxonomy places the organism in Eukaryota, Metazoa, Arthropoda, Arachnida, Araneae, Eresidae. Gene Ontology annotation, cellular component: sarcoplasmic reticulum membrane; cytoplasm. Gene Ontology annotation, molecular function: peptidyl-prolyl cis-trans isomerase activity.
AAGGAAAAUUAUUGUACGGGAGAUGAACAGUGUUGGCUUUUAUAAUUACUGUAAACCGUUGUAAAUUUAUAUUUCUCUGUCUUUCGGAAAUUUAGUUGAUUAUUAAGUUAUUUUAAAAAAUAAAACAUGGGAGUUGAAAUUGAAACAAUCAAACCUGGAGAUGGUCAAACCUUUCCUAAAACAGGGCAAACUGUGGUUGUACACUAUACAGGUACUCUUGAAGAUGGGCAAAAAUUCGACUCUUCGCGUGAUAGAGGAAAACCUUUCAAAUUUAGGAUAGGGAAAGGAGAAGUUAUUAAAGGCUGGGAUAGUGGUGUUGCUCAGAUGAGUGUAGGACAACGUGCUAAACUGAUCUGUUCUCCUGAUUAUGCAUACGGUGCUCUAGGACAUCCAGGAAUUAUCCCUCCAAAUGCCACUCUAACCUUUGAUGUAGAGCUUCUGAAAUUGGAGUAAAUGAUACAUUGAUUACCUUCAUUUGUGCAUAUGUGUAGAGGUGCACUCCCAUAACCAGGAAAAAUCCAGAGUUUGUUUUUCUUCAAAUUUAGAUUACUCUAUUAAUAAUAUAAAUUUCUACAGCCAAGAAAUUUUUUAAUCAGUAAUUUGAAUUCUUAAAAAAUGACCUGGAAUAUGGGAGAUAUUUUAUGCUAUUUCACAAUUUUCUUUUCCAUAUUUUUUCCUCUGUGAUCUGUCUGAGAUAGAUAAUAAUAAACAUAACAGAUUUUAAGGGUAUGUGUCAUUACCAGUAAUAUGUUAAUAUCAGUUUAAAGUAUUUAUUUGUAUAUAUGUUUAACUGGUUUUGUUUUAAAAGUCUGAUUUUAUGGUUAAUAAAAAUAUACAUUUAACUUUGGAAUAUAAUAUUCUGUGCUCCUAAAUUGUGAUAAUUUUUUAAACCCCCCUUUUUUAACUAAGUGAUUAGGGUUAUGUUGUCCUGAGAGUAUUUCCAGUGCAAAAUGCAUUUGCAUAUAAAAUGUUUUUACCCAUAGCAUUAUUUAAUUCUCUAUUGAGUAAAAUUGCUGCAUAUUUGCUUUAUGAUUAUAAAGUAAUAAAUUUGAAGGAACUGCCACUAAAUUCUUGAUUUUUUAUCUUUCAUCUAAAAAGAUUUUGGAGAAGAAUGUUCUUAAAAUUUCGUAGCGCUUAUUAAAAAGAUAUUCUCGUUGUUUGUAGACGUUAGCUUACGUUUUAUAUGUCUAUUUUUGCUUUUGCCAAUGCUGUGAAUUUUAUCAACUUUUCUGCUUCAUGGUAGGCUUUUAUUUGAAAUGGCAGUGAAAAUUGUUAUUAAAAAUCUUACAUUGUUUUAAUUGCUUCGAUAACUGUUCUGCUAAAUAUUUUGCAUAGAGCUAUUCAACAUUUAUUGUAGAAUGGUAUACACUGGGCCAGUUUCAUGUUUGGUAUGACAGAUUUCUGACUUAUAUGCUGAUCGAUGAUCUUAAAUUUGAUUUUGGAACUUUUCUACUGUUAAGGCAUUUUGUAAAUUUUAUAUUCAAGUACUGCGAAUGUAUUUAUGCCAGAUAUUGCAUUUAUGACAUGUAGUGAUAUUCGUAAUUAUUAAGAAAAAGGUCAAUUUUGUCUUUUAUGCAAUACAAGCAGCAUGCAGGAUCUUCAAGAGCCUGUACACUACACAAAAUAAUAUAGAUUUUGCCUUUUUUAAUGAGUUUUAGUUACUAUAAAUUAUAAAGAAUUAUUAUAGUUUGUUUAGUAUUAAUUUAAUAUAAAUGCUACAUGUACUUAUUUCCAUACAUAUUUAUGUAUUUGGUAUGUAAAGAAUAAUUUAUUUUGUAACAUCUUUUCUUCUUCCCUUUCACAGUUUUGUGAUUCUUUGGUCCAGUGUGUUUACCUUAAUAUUUUGCUGCUGCAAAUUGUUUGUGGCUAAUCUAAAAACAUACAUUUAGUAGGUUGCACUUCUGUAGAAUUUUGUAGCAUACAGUCGCUUGGUCUGUGUUGCAUAUUGGUGUUUUGUAGUAAUAUGUGCAUUAAUAAAAUGAAACUAACUGAAAACUUAAAAUUUUUGUAUUACACAAGAGAAUAGUAUUUUUUAUUCAGCGUUUGUACUUGCAAGUUGGUUUUUCUUCUAUCUUUUUCCAGUACAUGCACUCGAUAAUUUUCCCAAAUAGUUAUUUAUAUAAAUUUUUAAAUCACUAUUUAUCUUUAAUGGGUUUUUGUAAAUUUUCAUAUUUAUUGAUCAAAAGCAUUCUAUACUUAAUAUAAUGGUUUAAAAGAAGCUAUGAAUUUAGCCUACUCUGCCAUAUUAGACAGCUACAAAGUACACCUGCUACAAAAGUAACUUGAUCUGUAUAUCCAUAGUCAUUUUUUAGAACAGUAAAUUGUUAUAUUGCAUUUUUGGAUAUAAAUUUUGGAAGUACAUUAUUUUACAUCUACUAUCAAGUUAUGCAAUAUAUCAAUUGUUUUGAUCCCUCAAAUGUAGAACAUGUACACCUAUAUAUAUAUAUAUAUGUAUGUUAUCUAUGUUUGAUUGUGCAUAUUGUCUAAUGCUGUGUAUCCAUUUUUAUGAAUAUUAAUAAAAAGUCCCUCAGCAGUUGUUUCAACUUUUAUUAUUAAAGCUAUUGUAUGAAAAUA